GGUACUUCCCCACGGUAUUUUUUAUUUAUUGUACUGUACAUCUCUGUUACAUGUAAGUUAACCAAGGUCCAAGGUUAUUAUAUACUAUUGUAGUAUAACAGCGUUGCACAGGUUAUGUACCAUUAUACAAUAGUACAAUAUAAUAUCUGUAUUAAAGUAUUGUGGGAAUUGCGAAACUAGAAUGUCCAAUGAACCUGUAUUCGAAAACCCGAAGAUAAAAAGUUUGAAAUUCGUAAAUCCGGGACCAGCCCUAGAAGAUUUUAAUCCAGAAAUGAGCUUACGACAAGAAAGAAAGUUAAAAAGAGUUCUUCAAAAUAAAAAAAAUAAAAGCGCCAUCUAUGAUAACAAUGGGAAACUCCUUAGCAACGGGAAAGAUAUGUGCGAUUGUCUCAAUGAACAAUGUCCAGGGUGCUUUUAUCCAUGUGACAGCUGUGGAGGUACAAAGUGUGGCAAGGAGUGUAGGUGUUCCCGGAAAUUACGACCUUGCAAAGAAAUCAAGUACUGACACGCAUGCAAUAACCGAUGAUAAUACGUAUACAUUGAUGGUAUUAUGACAGUGUAGAAGUGGAGGGUGGCCAAUCAAGAUAUUUCAAUGUCAAAACUCAGUACCAAAAAUAAGAAC
Messenger RNA from Ciona intestinalis (vase tunicate), 622 nucleotides. The record is from RefSeq and is a predicted model, not a curated record. Lineage: Eukaryota; Metazoa; Chordata; Ascidiacea; Phlebobranchia; Cionidae.